AUGAGUCUACAACGACAAAUUACCUCAUCACAAUGCAGGCCAAGUAUAGGAGGUAUUGGAGGAAUGGGAACAGCAAUUCCAAAGGGAGUUGGUGCUCCUCCGCCACCGGGAAUGGAUCCUAGGCGAGGAAAGUUAAUGUGCAUCAAGGUGCGUAUGCUCGACGAUACAGUUGGAGUUUUCCAUCUUGGGCACAAGGCAAAUGGGCAAGCGUUGUUCGAUGAAGUGUGCAGGCAUCUCAAUCUUCUCGAAUGCGAUUAUUUCGGCCUUGAAUUCACCGACUGUUUUGGCAAUAGGUGUUGGUUGGAUAAGGAGAAAGCUAUUCUUCGUCAAAUAACGUCAACGCGAAGUAAUGCGCGCUUUUAUUUUAUCGUAAAAUUUUAUACACCAAAUCCAGCAGAUUUAGAAGAAGAAUAUACAAGGUACUUAUUCGCACUUCAAAUCAAGCGUGAUCUGGCAUCAGGUGAAUUGUUAUGUAAUGAGAAUACAGCCGCACUCCUAGCUUCAUAUAUCGUUCAGUCGGAUUGUGGGGAUUUUUCAUCAGAGGACUAUCCCGACCAUACCUAUCUCUCUAGUGCUCACUUCAUUCCCAAUCAAAAUACCGACUUUCAACAAAAAGUUAUGGAAAAUCAUUCAAAAAUUAUUGGAAUGAGUCCCGGAGAGAGCGAUAUGGCUUUUCUGGAGACGGCCAGGCGGUGCGAUUUUUACGGUGUCAAAUUGCAUCCCGCUAAGGAUGUCGAAGGUACAGAUGUUAGCCUUACAGUAGCUCAUAUGGGUAUACGGGUUUUUCAUCUUCUUCAAUGUGUUUCCACAUUUUCUUGGGCUAAAAUUCGCAAAUUAUCAUUCAAACGCCGAAAACUCCUUAUCAAACUUCAUCCCGAAAGCUAUCAAUAUUAUAAAGAGACCAUUGAAUUUUCGUUCGAUGGGCGAAAUGAGUGUAAGAAUUUUUGGAAAAAAUGCGUCGAACAUCAUGCUUUCUUCAGAUGUAUAGAAAUUGUUUCAAGAAAGAAGGGCAAAGAAGGGCGAUUCUUUAGUAAAGGAUCUUCAUUCAGGUGUGAUGGUAUUGUAAGGUACCAUGGAAGAACUCAAAAACAACUUAUUGAUUAUGUUAGAGAACAUCGUAAAAGACGGGAACCAUUCACCAGGCCCUUAAAACCAAGUUUAUCUUCAAGAAGUGAUCGCUUUUCUCGUCCGCCAUUUUUCGAUAUCAACACUGGCUAUUCAGUAGUUGGUGAUCGUUUACUUAAUACAUCUCGCGAACCUCGUCCAGUAUUUCCAUCAACUUCAGAUGGUAAUUCAGUCGCUUCAAUUCAGCGUGUAAAUGGUCAUCAAGCAAUGGAUGGAACAGGUAGCAUACGGAUAGAUUAUCAUCCUCGUAUAAUCCAUACUCAUUCACAACCGAAUACCGCUCGUUCACAGCGUAAUCGACCAUCAGAUUCCUAUCGAAAUGGUACGUAUUCAGAUGGUGAACGCAUGUGCACGAGUGAUAUGGAAUCUAGCACUUAUCGUAUUGUAAAUAAUUCAUCGCGUUACAGACCGAUUUCUAAGCCUAUUGCUGGAAAAAAUCCUCCCGCUAGCGAAAAUGCACAGUCGGAUGCACUUACUUCCUUAUCACUGCCCAAUGUUCUUGGUGAUGAUGUGCAGUUGGUUUGUAGAGAGUUCGAGCUUAAAUGUGAAUGCCCACCAAAGUCCGCUUCAGGUGAUAAUUUUCUUGAGAUGCAUCAAACAACCCGCGAUUACGAUAAUAUUAGCGAAGGCUCAUAUCGACUUUCCGACUAUGAACAAUAUUCAACAUAUUCUGACGUGCCAUUCCUUUAUAAUCCUGUCUAUUCUACGACAUUUACUACGAAGCGAGUUGGUGACGUCAUUGUUAAAAAGGUUAUCAGCAGUAAUAGUCGUUCAACUUUUAGCAAUGCAGAUGAUGAAAGUUGUAAGGUAAAGGGUAGAAUCAAGCAACUGGAUACGAAAACUGUUGAUAAUCUUCGAGAAAAUAUCGGUGAAAUCUGUCGUAAUGUCGAUUGUUUUCCAGGUAUUAUAAAAGGUCAUGAAAGUUAUAAUGUAAGAAAAAUCGCGCAAGAUAAACAGUCAUCAGCAAGUUCAUCAGCUCCUUCAUCACUUGUUGAAUACCCAUUACAUCGUAAGUUAGUGCCUAUUGAAAUAGAUGGUCCUAAUAUAAAACUUGAUGAAUACAAAAAUAGGAUACGAAAAAAUGAUGAAAAAAAUAUUGGAAAGAAGGAAGAUGCAGAAAAUCAUGCGGCUAAAAGGCCUCCGUCCAUAAUAUAUACUUCAAAAGGUGUUAUUUUACAAAAACCGAAAGUGAUUCCGGAUGUUGAUACUUAUCGUGUUAGUGAAUCUAUUUAUAGCCAAAUAAAUGUGACGCAGUCAUCAGCAAGUGCGCAAAAUAGCACUGUAAUUACGCAGCCUCAGGCAAUACCUAAAACCUAUGGGGCCAUAGGUCCUCUCCCAGGCAAGGUGAUAACAAAGGAGGAUCUAAUGAUCACUCCAGAUGGCAUUCGAGAAAAGCGCGUUAAGCCUAUUGUUCCUCCUAAACCAAAAAAUCUUUGCAGUCCAUCGGGAAAUGUGGAAGAAAUAUCAGAAUUAAAAGACAUUCCUCCACAUCCUAUUGUGAACCUUCAAAAGGAGGAAUUCACUUUGAUACAGAGACCAAAAACUGAUGAAGCUAUCUUACAACGUCCAACGUUAAUUUCAGUUCAAAGUGAGGAUGAACCAGAGAUCCAAAAAUAUCAUUUAUUUAAUAGUGAUAUUCCUUACGUAUUAACAAUGCGAAAUAUUUCCACUGAUCCAACUGAUUCUUCAUUCUCAACAUUUAAAGAUCCCACUGAAAUAACGGCAUUACCAAAUUCAUUUGGGCAUACUGGUAGUCUUGUGCGAAAUCGAAAGCAAACAAAAAGUCCAGAAAUGUCUAAACGGCGAAAAUCUUUGGAUUUGGUGCCGCGAAAGCGUCUUCCCUCACCAGGCAAUUAUUCAUCCCAAGAUCAUUCAAUAUCGCCAACGACACCUGAAUCUGGUGAUAUUCUUGAAUAUUUGCUGAAAAGACGAAGUCAAGAAAAAACUGCAAUAGUGAAGAAAGGAAGGCGAGGUGAUCCUAGGCGUCAAACACAACCUGUUCGUUUCAAUUUACCUCCAAGUCCAGAGAUAGAAAAUCAAAAAAUAGCAUCAUUAUCACAGCCAAAUUUGAAUGGGAACGAUGUUAUGGAUAUAGAGGAAGAAAUUAUCGAAAAUUUUGUUGAAGAGGAUACUAAAAAAAUUGAAGAUGAUCAACGUAGUUGUGGAGAAUAUGAUAAUGUAUCGCCGAAGUUUAUCCAAGCCGAUGAAGCCGAUGAUAAGAGUGUUGAACAAAACUGCUAUAACACGCUGAAAACUGAGGUUAAUGAAAUCGAAUCGUUAAAUGGUGACGAUUUUCCACCGCCACCACCACCACCUCCUCUUCUACCAGAAAUUACAAUAGAACAAAUAAAUUCUUCAACCAUUUUACCUGAAUCAGUCAGAUCUUCUGGUGUGAUUCAAGAUACAACUGAUUUGCUUCCUUUUGUCGACGAUUCAUUAUCUUCGAAAACAUCUCAGGCUUCGAAAGAAGAUGGUGAUGAGUCGAAAGACCAUGUUACAUCUUCAUCAACAUUGCGUACACCAACCGGCGUACUCUGGACUGAUUUUUAA
Molecule: messenger RNA, 3675 nt
Organism: Dracunculus medinensis (Guinea worm)
Lineage: Eukaryota; Metazoa; Nematoda; Chromadorea; Rhabditida; Dracunculidae
Source: the annotation of a GenBank genome assembly